GCACAAAUUUAUCUUGCUAAAUGUUAUUAUGAUGGAUAUGGUAUUAACCGUGGUAAAAGAAUGUCAUUUGAUUGGUGUGAAAAAUCUGCGAAUAAUGGAAGUAUAAUUGGAAAAUUUUAUCUAGGAUAUUGUUAUGAAUUUGGUAUUGGAAUAAUGAAUAAUGAAAAAAAAUCAGUUUAUUGGUAUAAAGAAGCUUCUAAAAGAAAUGGAUGUGAAUUUGCACAAUUUAAUUUAGGUAAAUGUUAUCAAUUAGGAACAGGUGUAAGAAAAGACACAAGAAAAGCCUUUGAAUUAUAUAAGAAAUCAGCUAAACAAGAUAAUAAUAAAUCUCAACUUCAAAUUGGAAAUUGUUAUUUUGAAGGAAUUGGAACAGAAAUUAAUAAAACAAAAGGUAUUGAAAUAAUCAAAGAAUUGGCUGAAAAAGGAGAAAGUUGUAGUAGUCAAAAUUAUUUAGGAGAAUUAUAUGAGUUAGGUAGAAGUAUAAAUAAAGACUUAAAACAAGCUUCUUACUGGUAUUGUAAAGCAACAGAAAAUGAAUGCACGAUAGCAGAAUAUAAUUUGGGCAAAUGUUAUGAAAAUGGAAAUGGUGUAGAAAAAGAUGAAAGAAAAGCAUUUGAAUAUUAUAAAAAGUCAGCAGAUCAAGAAUAUUUAUAUGCUCAAUUUCAACUUGGAUGUUGUUAUUCUAAAGGAAUUGGAACAAUAAUUGAUAAAACAAAAGCAUUUGAGUCAUAUAAAAACGCAGCUGGUCAAGGGUAUUUAUAUGCUCAUUUCCAGCUUGGAAAUUGUUACCUUAAUGGAAUUGGAACAGAAGUCAAUAAAAUGAAAGCAUUUGAGUCAUAUGAGAAGGCCGCUAAUCAAGGAUAUAAAGUUGCACAAUAUAUUUUAGGUAUUUACUAUCAAAAUCGUAAAAGUGCAGAAAAAGAUGUAGUUAAAGCAUUAGAAUAUUAUAAAAAGUCAGCUGAUCAAGGGUAUUCAUACGCUCAAUUUCAACUUGGAAAUUGUUAUCUUAGUGGAAUUGGAACAGGGGUUGAUAAAACGAAAGCAUUUGAGCUAUAUAAAAGAGCAUCUGAUAAAGGACAUAAAGUUGCCCAAAAUAACUUGAGAUUAUCAUAUGAGAAUGGUAAAGGUACAAAAACUAAUUUAGAAAAAGCUGUUUACAUCAAAGCGGCAGAAACCAAAAAUAAAAUAUCACAAUAUAAUUUAGGUGAAUGCUAUGAAUUAGGAAAUGGUGUGAAUAGAGAUGAAACUAAAGAAGCAUUUGAAUAUUAUAAAAAAUAUUAUAAAAAAUCAACUGAAAAUGAAUUUAAAGAAGUUGAUUUAAAAUAUGGAUGUCAUUGUUUAAUUAGUAAAAGAAGUGAAAUUAAUAGAGAAAAAGAAUUUGAAUUAUAUAUUGAUGCACAUAACAGUAAUUUUGGGAACAUAAUCAAUGAUUUAGAAUUUCUUAAGGUUAGCGAAAUGCAUGACGGCUCUACUUAAUAAUGAGGUUAUAUUUAAAUUAGGUGAAUUUUUGAAUUAGAAAAUAGUAUUGAUGAAAAUAAAGUUGGAGUGUG
Messenger RNA from Rhizophagus irregularis DAOM 181602=DAOM 197198, 1550 nucleotides. NCBI's taxonomy places the organism in Eukaryota, Fungi, Glomeromycota, Glomeromycetes, Glomerales, Glomeraceae. The record is from RefSeq and is a predicted model, not a curated record.